UUUUUUUUCCACCCCUAAACCGAUGAAUGUGGCAUUCAAAAGGUUAGUUCAGUGUUAAGUGCAUUCAGAUUUUCGUUCCUUGGUGCAUUCAAAUGGCGACAUCCUUGUCGAACAUGCUCUUGAAGGGAAUCGCAGCUCGUUCUCUCAGCAGGCCUCAGUUAAAUGGUUUGUUUAACCAUUAUCGAGUGAGAUACUCGACUACUGUGUCAAAUGAUUCUGACACGCAUGAUGACUUCAAGCCAUCUAAUAAACUUGAGAGUUCUGGCAUUUCUUUGGCAAAUGUUGUUGAGAAGGAUGUCAAGGAUAAUCCUGUUAUGAUUUACAUGAAAGGUGUGCCUGAUUUUCCACAAUGUGGUUUUAGUUCGCUUGCAGUUAGAGUUUUAAAACAGUAUGAUGUUUCUUUAAGUGCUAGAAACAUUUUGGAGGAUCCUGAACUGAAAAAUACUGUAAAGGCCUUCAGUAACUGGCCAACAUUUCCUCAAAUUUUCAUUAAGGGAGAGUUUAUUGGGGGAUCAGAUAUUAUUCUCAACAUGCACCAGACCGGUGAACUGAAGGAAAAGCUUAAAGAUAUUAGGUCCAAGCAGUAAAAGCACGCCUAAAGGUGAUAAGAUUCAAGAGAUGUAGUUUACAAAAACUUGCUUGAUAUCAUCUAUUUCAGCUGCUGAAAGAUGAUACUAUGUGAAUUCCUUGUACCUGAAUUUCUAUAUUAUAGUCAAAUAAGAAGUUUGGAUAUUCCUUUAUGUAAGUUUUUCUAUUUUCCCUUUCUGACUUACUUUAAUAUGAAUGUAUUUUACAUGAAGUACAUAAGAGUCAAGACUGCAUUUUUAUGCAUCCGGAUUUG
Gastrolobium bilobum is the source of this 841-nucleotide messenger RNA. Its product is annotated as monothiol glutaredoxin-S15, mitochondrial. The record is from RefSeq and is a predicted model, not a curated record. The coding region runs from base 93 to 587 and encodes 164 amino acids. Lineage: Eukaryota; Viridiplantae; Streptophyta; Magnoliopsida; Fabales; Fabaceae. The transcript has 6 exons.